AUGAAGAGUGAAGUGGAGCGGAGAGGAGCUACGAUAGGGAGUCUUAAUGAUAAGCUCAGUAGAACGGAGAAGUUUCUGGAACGUCGCGACAGACAGCUUAAAGAUAUGGGCAUGAGGCUUGAACAAGCACAGCUUGAUCAGGAAGCAGCUUCAAACAAAGCUGCCCAGCUGAGAGAACAACUGGACAACACUAACUCUGAGUUCGACAAGACGAAACAGACGCUCGUUAAUACGACCAAGGAGUUAAAGAACACAAUAGAUGAUGGUAACAGACUCCGUAACGAAGUGUCCAAGUUGACGAAGAUGGGUCUCCAGCAUAUGAAGAAGUUCCAGCUGUUGGAGCAGGCUAAGGCUGGCGUGGAGAUGGACAGAGAGAACCUGCGCCAGCAAGUGACUGUGAUGGAGAGAGAGAUCAUGUUGAGCAACAAACAGUCAGAAGCUGACCGGAGGGAGAUUGAGAACCUGAACAGGGAGAAGGAGAUCAUGAACAAGAACAUGCAGAAGAUACAGAACGAGGCGAUGGAAAACCUGCAGAUCAUAAACCGGCUUGAACAGAGACGGAAACAGCUUGAAACUGAGCUGGAUGUUAGCGGCGCGCAGCUGAACAAGCAGAGGCUGGUGGUGAGGCAGCUGGAAAAGGAUAAGGACAGAAUGCUCGAAGAAACUAUUGCUUUGAACGAAAAGAUAGACGAAGUAGCUGAGGAGGUUCGUUUACGUACGGCGGACAUUUUGGAUUUGAAGAAGGCUUUACGUGAGGAAUCGAUUAAGAGUAGGAAACUAUCAGUGGCUUUGGACACGACACGCGCGGAGAGAAACAUGCUGCAUAAGAAUUAUACUGAGGCUUUGGAUGAGAUACAGGACUUGAAACAGAAGCUGAAGAUGCUGGCGUAUCAGAUAGAACAGCUUAAAGAGGACAUAAGCGGUAAGGAGACCGGGCUUAAGUCGUGUGAGGGAGCUCUUUUGAAGUGUAACAAGAAGACGGAACAGCUUAAAUCUGAAGUACAAGCUGGACUCGGCAAGCUGUCUGAAGCGAAGGCUGACAUUACAGCUUUGAGGCAGGAGGAGGCACGGCUUAAUAGGAUCGUACAGGAAGGAGAUUCAGCAAGAGCGAAACUUAUGAAAGAAUUGGAAGGUUUGAUUAAUGAGAGGGACGUGGUGGGAGCUCAGCUGGUGAGGAGAAAUGAUGAGAUCUCACUCCUGUAUGAGAAGAUACGGAUACUAGAGGUCACGCUGCAUAGAGGUGAAAGACAGUAUGAACAGCGAGUUGAAGAUAUAAGACUGCUUCGACUAGAAAUAAUUAGACUGAGGAAAGAAAAGAACUUACUGUCGAAGGGCAUCGAAAACAUGACGGAUCUACGGCUAGAGGUGUUCAACUUGGAGCGUGAGUUGGGUCGCGAGCGUCUGCGGGUGCGCGCGCUGGAGGAGGCGCUCGAGACUCCGCUGAACGUGCACCGCUGGAGGAAGCUGCAGGGGACCGACCCCGAGAGUGUGCACCUCACGCACAAGCUGAGGCUCACGCAGAAAAAAGUCCUCGCCCAAAGCGAGAUGCUCGUUCUCAAAGACCGUGAGCUGAAGGAGACGAGGAACUUGUACAGCGCUGUGAAGGACAUGCUGGCCUUACAACCCAGCCCGGAAAUACAGCAAACGUUGAAUCGAACUCAACGUGCCCUAGUCCAGAGGACCAGCAAGAUGAAAUGUCUCAUCGCAGAGUUGAGCAUGCGUGAACGACAAGUGACGGACUUCAGACUGGAACUAACCAAAGUUAGCGACGAACUUCACUCAUACAAACAGAAGUAUUUUGAAAUGAAGCGAGCUCUUGAUGCUGAUGAAGCGAGGAGGCUGCGGGUCCCGUCACCAGCGCCGCGGAGAAAAUAUAACACUAGAUGCAUAUAUUUGGGUGACCUUAAAAUCGAUUAA
Molecule: messenger RNA, 1917 nt
Organism: Danaus chrysippus (African queen)
Lineage: Eukaryota; Metazoa; Arthropoda; Insecta; Lepidoptera; Nymphalidae
Source: the annotation of a GenBank genome assembly